This is a messenger RNA of Punctularia strigosozonata HHB-11173 SS5, 1362 nucleotides long. RefSeq lists its product as uncharacterized. Bases 4 to 1287 code for a protein of 427 amino acids. Lineage: Eukaryota; Fungi; Basidiomycota; Agaricomycetes; Corticiales; Punctulariaceae. The transcript is spliced from 6 exons. The record is from RefSeq and is a predicted model, not a curated record.
CUCAUGACAAAUUUUGUGGCUGAUACAGACAACUUGCCGGCGUACCGGCCCACCUCUCAUCCCGUCCGACCGCUGUCUGAGAGCUCGUUCCACCUGUCCACCAAGGGCAGGCCCUGGGCGACAUUGAAACUCUCCAGCAGAGCCGCGGAUGGCCCCCCCGUUGUCCAUGAAGGAGACGGCAUCUCCGGAUCUGUCGCCGUAGAUUUAUCCUCUGGUGAAUCUCUUGUCGGCGUCGUGGUGACGCUUACCGGAAGGCUGGACAGCAUAGUGUCCGGGCAACAUACAUUUUUGUCAGAAACCAAAACUCUCGGCUCGUCGGACGCGACGUUGACGCGCUGUUCGUCGGACGGUUCGGGGUCGUCCUUCGGUUCGACGGUCCUCAAGCCAGGAGCAGCGAGCACCAAACUCCGCGGACAGCUAUCCAUGCCGUUCUCAUUCGAACUUCCUCGUACCGUCGAGCUGUCCGCACAAAUGCGGGGGAAGUCGCCAUCGUCGUCGUUCAAACUUCCGCCGUCGUUCAACGAGGUUCAAUCGUCUUUCAGCAUCAAAUAUCACAUAUCCGUUCGUCUUCGCAAGGGCAUAUUGAGAUUUGAUUCCAUAUUGAGCACGCCGAUACUCUUUGUCCCCAGCUUACGUCCAGACCCUCCGUCUUUGUUCCGUCAGUUGGCGUUGUCGAAUCAAAUCGAUCUGCACGGCGUCGAGGGAGACCCAGAAGGUUGGAUCUCGUUUGAGCCGAUCAAGAUGAAGGGCAAGCUAUUCAAUAGCCGAGAGGUCGCGGUGAACCUAAAGCUAUCGCUCGCGCGUCCGCUUUGCUACGUCCGUGGUCAUCAUUUGCAGAUGAUGCUGCAAAUAUCGUCAGACGACUCGCAAGCUUUAGAGCUCUUGUCCAAUCCUUCGGCGCAUAACGUCGGUCUGCUCCGGAAUGCGCAUGAUCCUGGAAGCAAUCCGAACACUCCGGUGGCAUCCCAUGCACGUCCUCUUGGGUACACCACAUGGCGUCGGUUUGUCGAGCCCAACAACAAUGGCGACCCCGUCAAUUCGCGUACGCUCUGCGGAGAGUUUACGCUGCCCGAGGACAUUGCUCCUACGAUGAUAUUCGGCGCGUACAGAAUCACGUAUCUCGUCGUGAUGUAUCCGCCAAAAAUAUCUGGCUUCGUACCGCUCAGAGACAGAUAUCUCCUCUCCGAAUCUGUAAAGGUUGCUACCCUCCCUCCUUCCGCAGAUAGUGCGACUACGACCGCAGGGCUUUCUUUACCUCCAACAUAUAACCGAUUGCCCGGUUCCUGAAUGCACAGUUUUGACACAUCGAUGUUCCUCGAGUCCGACUGCGGAUCGAGUGAAUAAACUCCGGCGUCACAUACA